Eruca vesicaria subsp. sativa (arugula) is the source of this 555-nucleotide messenger RNA. NCBI's taxonomy places the organism in Eukaryota, Viridiplantae, Streptophyta, Magnoliopsida, Brassicales, Brassicaceae. The record is from the annotation of a GenBank genome assembly.
GAGAAAGGGAGAGAUAAAUUAUCUCUUCUUCUUUAACCUUUUUCUAUAAUCUCUAAGUUUUAAAUAUAUCUUCACAAGCUAGCUAGUAGCUAAUAUCUACAAACAUUGUUCAAAAUGUGUGUUUUGAUUCGUCAUAGAGGAAUGUUUCUUCUUCUUUUCAUCGCAUUUUUUGUACUUCUUCAAACGGAUAGGGUCACAAGUCUAAGAUGGGAGAGAAGCAUGAGGCUGCAGCUUCUGUCUGUUCAUCCUUUGCGUGUUCUUGAAGAGUCAUCAUCAUCAUCAUCGAAGGAAAUAAAUUUAGAUACAAACGGAGACUUGGCACCUUCUGGGAUGCAUGAUCCUAAUCAAUCUGUAAGAAGAAACAUUGGGAGAGGAUCUGAUCCUAUACACAACAAAUGCUGACACUCUUAGUCUAUACUCUAUUUCUGCAGUCUAAGUUACUAUGUUUUCUUUCAGUGAUUUCUAAAAAGAUUAACUAGUUCUCUUAAUCCUUCAAGGGUUUAAGUUUGUAUUGAAUCUUUGGUUUUCAAACAUGUCUUGCAUUAUAUAUGUUUU